Messenger RNA from Cydia strobilella, 15035 nucleotides. RefSeq names its product protein furry (gene fry). The transcript is spliced from 58 exons. Gene Ontology annotation, biological process: cell morphogenesis; neuron projection development. Lineage: Eukaryota; Metazoa; Arthropoda; Insecta; Lepidoptera; Tortricidae. The coding region runs from base 208 to 9396 and encodes 3062 amino acids. The record is from RefSeq and is a predicted model, not a curated record. Gene Ontology annotation, cellular component: site of polarized growth; cell cortex.
ACCUACGUUCAUUCACUUCAUUCAUUUAUUAGAAUGUGUGAUAUCUUCGUGCAUUUUGCUUUUAUUUAAUUUAUUCAAUUGCUAAUUGAAUUAGGUGUAGAUAUGGAGAUGAAGCAUCUUAGCCACAAUUAUUCGUCAUUUUUACUGCUGAUUCGUAAAUCAUAAGCAGUGCAGUGUCCAAGAAAGGGCUAAAGGAGCUUUUUCAUUAUGAUGACGUCAGAGGAAUCAGAUCCUCUAAGUACUGUACCUUCAGACAGCCAUGCUGAAGAAAUGUCAGCCUCGGGGACGGAGGAAGCGCCUUCAUCGAUGGUGUCAAGCGAAGCGGAGUCUGAGGGCAGCAUACUGUCGGAGCCGCCGCGGGCGGAGCACGCCGAGCACGCGAUGAGCCGCAGCUGCGACGGCGUGCUGCCCGAGCACCAGGCGACGGCCGACAAGCCGCCGGCGCCGGCGCCCGUGCCCGUGCCCAGCGACUGGCGCAGUGUCGGCAACACGGUCUCCUCAUUAGUCUCCACCAGAGGUUCUAUGCUACCGUGGGGCUCCCAUAAGGGCCCAGUGAUGCUGCCUCCAGACUCAGAUCUCAGACCCGGAGAGUUUGUUAUGAGACUGCUGUUUACAGAGUUCACAGUCCAAGCGGAACGAAAGAUGGAAGCUGUCAUGGCCGAACCACUAGAAAAACCAUUGAACAAAACACUGCAGCGUGGCGAAGAUCCACAGCUGGAUCAAAUAUUAUGCGCCUUUGGAACCGUCGCCGAACACUGCUUGCCAUCUCUCCUGCGCGCCUUAUUCGGCUGGCUGGAAAGGCAGAUGGCUGACUCUCCUCAACUUAGCGAGCAAUCAAAGAAACCGCACCAGGAUCUAAGAAAUAAAAGUAUUAUCUACAUCGUGUCGGGCAGCGGAGCGGGCACGGAGGCGGUGGAGCGCAGCUGCGAGGAGCUGCAGGCGGAGAGGCGAGACCUCGCCGUCGAGUUCCUCUUCUGCCUCGCUCUGAUCGAGGUGUUAAAACAGCUGCCUUUUCAUCCAGGCCAUGAAGAGUUGGUCCAAUACAUUGAAAAUGUAGCUUUUAAGCGUUUCAAUUAUAAAGAAGGGUUGCAAUCAAACCCGAAUGCCGCUAAUGUGCACAUAAUAGCAGAUCUCUAUGCGGAAGUAAUCGGAGUUCUAGCGCAAUCUCGAUUUGCUUCAGUCAAGAAGCGUUUCACUGCGGAACUUAAGGAUUUGAAAUGUCGCGAGCCUUCGCCGCAUACGACACAAAGUAUUAUAUCCCUUUUGAUGGGUAUGAAGUUCUUCCGCGUGAAGAUGGUGCCCAUCGAGGAGUUCGAGGCGUCGUUCCAAUUCCUGCAGGAGUGCGCGCAGUACUUCCUCGAAGUCAAAGACAAGGACAUCAGGCACGCUCUAGCGGGCUUGUUUGUCGAGAUCCUAGUUCCGGUCGCUGCCACGGUGAAGAACGAGGUGAACGUGCCAUGCCUAAAGAACUUCGUCGAGAUGCUAUACAGCCACACGCUGGACGCCAGCACCAAGUCCAAGCACCGGCUCGCGCUGUUCCCGCUCGUCACGUGCCUGCUCUGCGUCUCGCAAAAACAAUUCUUCCUCGCGAACUGGCACUGCUUCCUUGCCAUGUGCCUGUCGCAUUUGAAGAACAGAGAUCCCAAGAUGUGCAGGGUGGCCUUAGAAUCUUUAUAUCGCUUACUAUGGGUUUACAUGAUAAGGAUAAAAUGCGAAAGCAACUCCGCGACGCAAUCUCGACUCCAAAGUAUAGUCAACUCACUGUUCCCCAAAGGCUCGAAGGGCGUAGUACCACGUGAUACUCCUUUAAAUAUCUUCGUCAAGAUUAUACAAUUCAUAGCGCAGGAGCGAUUAGACUUUGCUAUGAGAGAGAUCGUCUUUGAUCUCCUUAUGGUCGGUAGACCUAUUAAAAUAAUAAUGACCCCGGAAAGAAUGUCCAUCGGUCUACGUGCGUUUCUCGUCGUGGCAGACAGCCUCCAGCAGAAGGAAGGGGAGCCGCCCAUGCCGCGGACGUCGGGGACGCUGCCCUCGGGAAAUACUCUUCGCGUCAAAAAGACGUUUCUCAAUAAAAUGUUGACUGACGAAACCGCGCGAUCUAUUGGGAUGAGCGCAUACUUCCCGUACGUCAGACGAGUCUUAGUAGAGAUCUUGAGAGCUUUAGACGCUCAUUAUGGAAGGCCGCUAAUGUUAACUAAUACUCAAAACGUGACGAAGGAGCAGGAAAUUAAUACUGGCGAAAGAAAACCUAGGAUUGACUUGUUUAGAACAUGUGUUGCUGCUAUCCCAAGACUGAUUCCCGAAGGCAUGAGCUCGAGCGAGCUGGUAGACCUGCUGUGCCGGCUGACCGUGCACAUGGACGAGGAGCUGCGAGGCCUCUCCUUCCAGAGUCUGCAGACCCUGAUCGUGGACUUCCCCGAGUGGCGGCAGGACGUGCUGGCGGGAUUCACGCAGUUCCUUGCGAAAGAAGUCCAGGACACGUCGCCGCAACUUGUGGAGAAUGGUCUUCGCAUGCUGCUGCAGCUGAUCACGAGCUGGAAGAACGGCGAGCCGGCGCCGGCGCCCGCCGCGCCCGCCGCGCCCGCCGCGCCCAAGCCGGAGCCGCUGGCCGCCGUCGUGCGCGGCGCGGAGGCGCUCGCGCUGGUCAUGCUGUGCCAGUGCAAGGCGUAUCCGCGCCGGCUGGCCGUGCACAUACUGAGGGAAACGAAGAGUCUCCUGGAGAAGCUCGGUCUGACGGCGGAGGAGUGUGCGCUGAUCGAGGCGGCGGACGCGCACGUGCCGGCGCUGGCGGAGCGCUGCCUGCCGCUGCUACCGCCCGCCGAGAAGCAGGCGCUGCUCGCCGCCGGCCAGCCCGACCUCGUGUGCGUCGCCGAGCGCAGCCAUGCUGUGUGGACCGCGGGUAUUCAACAUGACGAUACAUCAACUAAAAACAGUUGGAGUGGCAGUGCCUCAAACGGGGCAGAUCCUUGGGAGAUGAUCCUGUUCGGUCUGCUGGAGCGCAGCCGCGUCCCCUCCCGCUGCCCCGCCACCGUGCUGCACGCGUGGCCCAUACUGCACGCCCGCAUACAAGCGUUAUACACGAUCAUAGAGCCUGCGCCCGUAAACGAUAAUCGCGCGUCACUUUUGUCAAGAAGCCCAGCUCUACCGAGAAAGCCAGAAAAGGAGAGGGACGGAUAUAUGCAGGUGUGGAAGUACUACAUGACGAUGGCGUAUCUGGUGGUGCCGGCCGCGCCCAGCCCCGUGGUGCGCUGCGCCAGCCCCGACCUCAGUCUCAGCUCAUCGCCGGACUCGCUGAGCGAGCGCAGCGGCGGCGAGGCGCGCGGCGCGACGGCGCCAGCCGCGCUGCACAAGCUGGCGGUGCCGCUGGCGCGCUGCGAGGUGCCCGAGGUGCGCGACGCCGCCAUCGCCGCCUGCGGCAACAUCAACCCAGACGCGCUCAAGGACCUAAUGGAGGAGCUAGUGCCUCUCUUGAGGGAGGCCGUGGACCGCAAGCAGGAGAACAUGCGGCGGCGCAGGCGGCGCGACGCGCUGCGACUCAACCUCAACAAGAUGCUGCUCCUCAUCGCUCAACGCAAGACCUUCGCUAACAGUCCAUUCGCGCUAGAACGAGGCAGCUUGCACUCGUCGCUAACAGAGUACCUGGACGGCGUGCGCCAGUGCUUGGAGGUGGAGGCCGAGAAGGAUGCUCCGGCGGCCAGGGAGCAACGACUCACUUUCGCAGACUUCGUCACAGAACUCAUCAAAAGUUUUCCACUGCACAUGUAUGGAUCAUUAAUGAAGAAGGACCUGUGCCGUAGUUUAUUUUCACUCUUCUCCGGUUGGUGCGGACCGCUCGCCAAACAUUUAGGUGCCCUUGUUCCUCAACCACCUACUCAAGAAAACGAUGAACGACUCAAUCUAUCCGCCUUGAAGGCAAUGAGUGCACUGGUUUGCUGCGGCUCAUGUUUCGCACCGAACGCCUUGGCCGAAGACGGCUCGCUCUACCCCUGGCUGAGCGAGAUGCUUUCUUCCACUAACGACAAGAUGUACGAACUGGCCCGCGAAACGAUAGUGUUUCUUCUAGACUGCAACCCCGAUAUCGGUCCUCUGCUUGACUGGACGGUGGACAAGUGCUUCACCGGGCCGCCGCGCGUCGCGGACGGCUGUUUCAUGGCGCUUGCUACCAUAUUCAGUGCCAGAGAGUACCCGUGCGACCACUACACGGCGAUCAUCAACGUGACGCUGAUGUGCACGGGCUGCCCGCGCGCGCCGGUGCACGAGAGCGCACUGCAGCUGCUGCAACUGCUCGACAAGCGCUUCUUCGGCACGGUGGGCCCGCUGCCUGCGGCUGACCCGGACAAUGGAUCGGAGAAGGGGCGAGGGACCCUGGACGCGCUUCUGUGCACCACCUAUUGCCGCUCCCAGUUGUACCUCUCACGGCAGCUGGCACAGUUGCACCCCGAGCUCACCAUGCCUAUGUUCUCAGAAAUUACGGAACGCUUCCAAACGGCCCGCACUGAGGUGCGGCAGCUGCUGCUGCAGUACCUGCUGCCGUGGCUCGUCAACAUCGAGCUCGUCGACCCCAACGUGCCGCCGGCCAACCCACUAUCAUACAUUCAGUAUUACACGUCAGAAGCUGGGCGGAGUGGGCGGCGCGAGGGCCUCGGCUCCGCUGAGGCGACGGAGAUGGUUCUCAAUAACUUGUUUUACAUCACAGCGAAAUUCUCCGAUCAACAUCCGAAAGAAAUUGAGGAGCUGUGGUCAACGCUAUGCGCCUGUUGGCCCAACAAUCUCAAAGUCAUAAUACGUUACCUUAUUAUAGUAUCGGGAAUGGCGCCUAACGAACUGUUGCCUUAUGCUAAGCGCGUAGUACUGUAUCUCGCGCGCUCGCGGCCUGAACGACUCCUGGAUGAGAUGAUGACUGAACUGCAGACUGUGGAGACGCUGAACUGCCUGAUCGAGCGCACAGAGACACCGCCCUUCUACAGGCUCACCUCCAUGAGAAAGGCAACCUCGGGACACAGCGACGGCCCCGGCACCGGCUCACAGGACGCUACAGGUCGGACGGGAGAGCUAGCGCCCGUAGAAAAGGGAACGAUUCACACAAAGAGACACAGCGGCGAAGACCCCGCUAAGGCGAGUGGCGGCAAAGCUGUUGAGGCGGUAGCCCGCGACAGCCGUGCGGCGGAGAAACGCGCUUCGGCGCCGCCGUGCGCCUCGCCGCCCGCCGAGGCCGAGCCUUCACCCUCCGACGGCGAUGCCACUCCGACGGGCCUGUGCCCCGAGCUGGGCAUGGGUGGCACGCCAGCGGGCAGCGCACCGACCACGCCGCAAGAGCCGCGCAUGGACGUGCCGCAGCCGCGGCCGCUGCCCAUGCCGGAGUAUGGCGGGUUUUUCGCGCGCCUCACCGAGUACCUGCCUGACAGCAGCCAGCCUAUCUCGGGAUUUCACCGAUGUAACGUGGCGGUAAUGCUGCUGUGCGACGUGGUGCUGGACGGCGUGGAGCUGGACUGGUCCAUUCACGUGCCGCUCAUGCUGCACAUCGUCUUCCUCGGCAUGGACCACACCAGGUGGAUAGUUCACCAGCAUUGCCGGCAAUUGCUGCUAAAUUUGCUAGUGGCGGUGGCAGCGCACCACGACCACUUGACCGUGGCGAGAGUCUUGCUGGCCAGCCGCUCGGCGCAGCUCGGCCUGGGCAUACCGCCCGCCUUACCCCUGGUACCUCACAACUUCACAGAACCGGAUGCCGUAUUCGACAGCUAUUUACAAUGCAACGGACACUCGCCUCGGCCGCACCAACCAUUAUCCUUUAACUCGGACCCACAAGUCACGCCUGAAGGUGAAGGCGACCACUACCCGUCGCUGCCGGUGAUCGUGACCGAGGGCGAGGGCGAGGUGGAGGGCGAGACGGCGGAUCCGGAGCCCGCGGAGCUACCCGUGGCCGACGUCAUCAAGUCGCUCGUGCACUUCCUCGCCAACCGCCCCACGCACAUGCCGCUCUGGCAGUACGAGGACAUCACUGCCAAAGUGUGGAGCCUGCGCAGCUGCCAGCAGAUGGCGAUGCUGGUGCGACACGUGCUGCGCGUAUUCCGCGAGUCGCUGCCGCUGGCGCUGGUGUCGGAGCGCUGGGCGCAGACCGCGCUGCAGCUCGGCCUCUCCUGCCCUUCCCGCCACUACGCAGGCCGCUCGCUGCAGGUGUUCCGGUUCAUUGGCGUGGCCAUGACCGGGCGCAUGGUGUCGGACAUCCUGUCGCGGCUGGUGGAGACGGUGGCGGAGCAGGGCGAGGACAUGCAGGGCUACGUCACCGAGCUGUUGCUCACGCUCGAGGCCGCCGUGGACUCGCUCGAGUCCAACUUCAGGCCGCUCGAUUACAUGCGCGACAUAUUCAAGUCCACGCCCAAUCUCAACAACAAGGACGGCGGCCAACCGGCCAACGGUGGAGCGUUCUCGGCUGGUAAGCGGUCCCCCGGCGUGUGCGUGGGCUGCGUCAGCAACCACACGCGCAGCACCAGCUACUCCGUGUCCUACUGCGUGCGCAAGAACGCGCCGCCCUCCAGCGCCGACAAGCAGACGCACGAGACCCGGACUAGGCCCUGCAGCGAAGCAGCAAAGGGUAUCUGCUCCAACUUGUGUCGCUCCAGAUCGGCGCAGUCACUCAAACUGUUAGGCGACAGUGCCACCCAGGAUGACAAGCUGACGAUCCUAGCGACGCUGUUCUGGGUGGGCGCGUCGCUGCUGGAGUCGGACUACGAGCACGAGUUCCUGCUGGGCGUGCGGCUGCUGGCGCGAGUGAUGGCGCGCCUGCCGCUGGACCGGCCCGACGCGCGCGACCGCCUCGACCGCACGCAGGCGCACACCUCGCCCUCGCUGCACUCGCUGCUGCUCAAGGGUUGCACGCACCCCAACACAUACGAGCCUGUGGUGGGCGUGCUGGCGGACAUGAUCCCGCUGCUGGAGCUGCCGGUCAUCGACCCUACGCAGUCGCUGGCCUUCCCCAUGACCGUGGUGGCGCUGCUUCCCUACAUGCUGCUGCACUACGAGGACGCCAACGAGCUGUGCGUGCGCGCCGCCUGUCACAUCGCACAAUUCACAGCCGAGAAGAGCAAGAAACUGGAGAACCUCGGAACGGUGAUGACGCUGUACUCGCGACGCACGUUCAGUAAGGAGAGCUUCCAGUGGACCAAGUGCGUCGUCAAGUACUUGUGGGACACCUACUCGCAUCUCUCUCUGCAAAUGCUCGCCUUCCUCGUCGAGGUGCUGGAGAAGGGGUCGGCGAGCCUGCAGCUGCCGAUCCUGGCGGUGCUGCACUGCAUGCUGUACUACGUGGAGCUGAACGCGCCCGCCGCGCAGCCCGUCAACGCCGACCUGCUGCGCGUCGUCGCCAAGUUCAUCGACGAUGGAAAUAACUAUAAAGAAGCAAUGAAAAUCCUGAAGCUUGUGGUGACCAGAUGUUCAACGUUAGUUGUGCCUCCGUAUUGGGACAGCCACGCAUCUUCCAUUCUUGACACGGAGCUGCAUGGGAAAAAGGAACUCCCCGGCCGAACAAUGGAUUUCACAUUCGACCUGAGUCAGACGCCGGUUAUAGGGCGAAAGUAUCUGCCCAAAGCGGGCAGCCAGCCCGCCACCGGGCCCAGUUCGCUGUCCAACGCUUCCACCGUCACAACCGACAAAGGUUCGUCGAGUUCGGCGUCGGGUUCGGCGUCCACGGUGGUGGGCCCGGAGCCGGCACCGGCGGCGGCGGCGGCGGCGGCGGCGGCGGCGGCGGCGGGGGCGGGGGCGGGGGCGGGGGCGGCGGGCGCCGCGCAGCCCGCCAGCGUUGCGUCGCCGCGCCGCUCGCUCUCGCUGUCGCCCGCCGACGCGCUCGCCUCCGGAUGGAAGAGACCGUGGAUGUCGCAGAGUCGAGUCCGAGAGUGUCUUGUAAAUCUUCUAACGACAUGUGGCCAGAGAGUCGGCCUUCCCAAGAGUCCAUCUGACGAUUUACUUACCACUUUAUGUUCGAAGGUGAUAUUCAGCCAAAGCUCGGAGCUGCUGGAGCGCGAGUCGUCGAUGGCGUCGUCGCUGGAAGAGGUGUCGGGCGCGGUGGGCAACGAGCCCUCCGGCGGCGCGCCGCCCACCGACCACUUCGGCGUCUUUAAGGACUUCGACUUCCUCGAAUACGAGAGCGAAAGCAUCGAGGGUGAGAGCUCGGACAACUUCAACUGGGGCGUGCGGCGGCGGCUGCUGAGCGAGGAGCGCGACGAGGGCGCCGCGGCCGAGCGCAGCCCGCCGCAGCCACCGCGCGCCGCCGGACAUACAAGCGCGGCGCCGCCAAAGCUGAGCGGACACGAGGACUCGUCGGACGAAGAGGGCGGGUGGGAGGAGGGGACGGCAGGGCGCGGCGGCGACGGCGACUCGGGCGGCGGCGAGCUGGUGCUGAGGCCGCGCACGCACUCCUUCUCCAGCGCGUCGAGCGGGGAGCCUGACGGCGACCGCGGCGACGUGACGCCGGUGCCGGGCGCCAGCGCUAGCGCAAGCGCGAGCAGCGGCGGCGCGGUGCGCGACGCGUGGCGCGCCUCCGUCGCCGCGCUGCUACGCCACGCGCAGCACAUGCAACCCAUGGCGCUAGUGCACCGCCUGCACACCGUGCUCAAGGAGGUGACGAUGAAGACCGUGUCGCUGUGCGGUGAAUGCGGCGGCGGCGCUUGGGGCGCUUGGGGCGGCGGCGAGCUGGGCGCCGUGCUGGAGCGGCUGGCAGGCGAGGAGCCGCCGCUGCUGUGGGUCGCGCCCGCCGCCGCCGACUGCGCCCGGGUGCGCGACGCCGUGCGCUUCGCCGCGCUAGAGAUCAACGAACAUCUAGAGACAUACUUCGACAGGCGGGAGCAUGCGUUAGAGGCAAUGGAGGUGUGGCGCGGCAGUCCGCACGAGGAGGUGGUGCGCAGCCUGUACAAGCUGAUCUUCCAGCUGCUGCUGCUGCUAGAGACCAACAACAAGAUGGUGGUCGCCGUCUACCACGCCGCGCUCGACAACCGGGGCGUGGAGAUGAGCAGCGCCGUGAUGGCGGUGCGCGCGGCGCUGGCGGCGGGAGGCGGCGGCGGCGGCGGCGGGGGCGGGGGCGGGGGCGGCGGCGCACUCGACGCCUGGCCCGACCACGCGCCCGCGCACGACGACGCGCGCCUGCUGCACCUCAUGCAGCGGCAGAGAUGGAGCGCGGCGCUGGCGGUGGCCCGCGAGCGCAACGCGGAGCGCAUCUUGGAGCGCGGCGAGCUGCCCGAGGACGACGCCACCAGUCUGCUGCACGUCUACUGCAAGCACCUCGCGCUCACCCACCCCGACAUGGUGGUGAUCACGCGGCCCGUGAGCGAGCUGUCGCAGAACCUGUCCUUCAUGAUGGAGAGCCUCUACAAGGUGUCGGUGGCCCUGCAGCGACACGACUUCGGCUAGCCUGCACUCACACCAAAGCGUCUAGAUAUAUCUACUACUACGACAGCUAUACAUACGCCUUCAAAUAAUCCUUUAGCUAAUUAAAAUACCAAACAAAAUAUUCUCACUCGCCCUAAUUUUAAAUCAGACAAAAUGUUCAUUAUUGAGCUGACAAAAGAAUAUUUAAUAGUAAAUUAUUAAAUUUGACUAGGUUUCUUUUAUAGAAAGCGCCGUUAAUGUUCCCAAUUCACAAUGACAAUAUUUGAAGCACUUUAUAUAUGUCAGGGAUUGUAAGGAUGGACGAUGUCAGGAUGUAUCAUAAUCUGUUAUAGUUAGAUCAGACUAAUUUUACGAGUACCACAACGUUUUUUAUAAGCUUUCAGCAUGUUCUAAAGGGUUUUUAAAGGGUCGGCAACGCGCAUGUAAUAUCUCUGGUGUUGCAGGCGUCCAUAAGCUACGGUGACUGCUUACCAUCAGGCGGGCCGUAUGCUUGUUUGCCACCGUCGUGAUAUAAAAAAAAUGUUCUAGUUAAUUUCCUAAGUCUGCCCUGGGAGUGUAAUACUAUCCAGUCGUCGUCUAUUGUUCCUUCAGUACAUAGGAUUUUUAGGGUUUCGUACCAUAAAGGUAAAAACCCCUUAUGGUUAUGCUGUGACUCUGUCCGUCCGUCUGUCUGUCACGUCGCUAAAUAUCUUGAGAACUAUUUACGCUAUUAAUUUGAAAUUUUAAAUAGGUUUGAACAAGGCUAACCCAUGCACAAAGUAUUAUUUUUUUAUUGUUAAGGAAAAUGUCUAAUGUGAGGGGGGUUUUCAAAACACAUUCCAAAAUAAUUUAUGUUUAUUUACAGUGAAAAAAAAAAGAUUUAUGGAGAAAAAUUAAAAAAAUAUCAUUCCUUCUCCCAUCUCUUAAUCUCUGAAGUUUUUUUUAUUUUUAUUAGCCUGGUUUAGUGUCCCACUGCUGGGCAAAGGCCUGAAGUUUACCAAAGGAAAAUUAUGAAUUUUUACAUAAAUACAACAAACAAUAUCUACCACCCUACCACCGAGUAAACCGUGACGUCACAAACGGACGCGAGGCGUUAUGGCGCGAUGUUUUAAGUAGCUAUAAAAAAUUCAAUUAUUUAUGUUAAAACUUGACACUGAAAUAAUUGUUUUUCGGAACCAAUACAAGUGUACCGACAAUAUUAAAAGGGAUUUCAAAAUUUGUCAUCAUGCCUAUUCUGUAGUAACUUCUAAUUUAGACAGAUAUCUGUUAUAUCUUAACUUUUACGUUACUUAAUUACCUGGAAUAGGUCAAAUGUUUGAAUAACCAGUGUUUCAUAUAUUCUACCUACAUUAUAGGUAAAUGUUUGAAUAACCAGUGCUUCAUAUAUUCUAUUCUACCUACAUUAUAGGUACUUAUUGGUAAAUUUUGAAAUUUUCGGUACGGGUUUCCUGCCAACCAGUGAUUGGCCGAAGCGUUUUAAUACACCCUUCUUUAUUGGUGUUACCAAAGAGAAUUGAUUGUAAUAGAGAGGUAAAGUCUAAGAACAAAACGUGGCCCUUAGUUUGACAUCCAAAACAGAUGGCGCUGUACUGUACUGCGCCCUAUACUGUUUUGCGGUCACUGAUUUGUCAAACGUCAACUUUUGACAAUCAGAGUUACCGCAAAAUUUAUGGAGCUGUACAGCGCCAUCUCGUUUACCUGUCAAAUGCGAGGCAUGUAAUUGUCUUAGAUUUUACGCAUCUUACCUACUCAAUCAAUAUCUUUGGUGUUACUCAGAGACUCGUUCAAUUUUAUUUGUAACUCCUAGUUGUCACAAAAUAUAUCCAACUAAGCUUGCCUGUCCUAGCUCGGGCUCUACGUGUAGGUACGUACCGCACUGUCCGCAGUACGAUUAAAAUACGCUUCAAUUAUUCUUAUUCCCGAAUAUGUAUAAUGAUAAUCGUUUUUCCUUACCCUGUUAGUAGGGUAAGUAAGCGCCUUGAGCAUGCACUUUUGUCUCAGGCGAUGCCGCUUGAAUCACUUUUUUUGUAUGGAAACAUAUAAUUAUUAUUUGAUACAUGAAUUCCUCGUCCCUAAAUUAUACGAAAAUGAUAUAUAACUUGCCCUAGAUGCUAAGAGCAGCAAGAAAUAUAGCAUAGAUUGGACCUGGGGAGUCGACCCCUCCCCCCCUCUUUUUGGGGGGGUAGGCACGGUACGAUCUCGUGGCUACCGGGCCAAAUUAGCUUUGUUUGACCUAAGGAACAAUCGUGCCAAGCGGCAUCGGCAUCGCCUGAGACUAAAGUGCAUGCUGUUCCAUACAUAUGGUGUCACUACUUACCCUACUACUGUCUGCUAUUAUGACAAUUGUUUAUAUGAAAGAGACUAAAUUUAUCAGCGGAACACCUAAGGAUGUUAUUGUCUAGCUCCCAACGUUAGAUUGCUAAGGCGCCCAAUUCAAGUUGCGUGAGUGGUAAUUUAAUGUAUGAAAAACAAAAUGGUCACUAAACCAGUACAUAAUACUAAUUUAAUGCAUGUAUUACACCGGGCGGUUAAUGCGGUAAUUGACUGAUCUCACAAGACAUUGUAUGUACAAUAUGCAUGUUUGUACCUAAGAAGAAGUACACUAUAUGGUUUCGUGUUUACAUGUAACGCUAGCUGCCUUCGAUGAUGACUAGAAAAUAAAUUUGGCCAUUUGAUUUAUUUAUUGCGAUAUUAGCCUGCGUCGUUUACGUAUACGUAAUUAGCAUAUUGUCAUAAAUUGUUAAUCUUUGACUAGCCCGUACCGGGUCGACCUACGCGAUGUAAACAUACUUUGCGAAGAGUCAUUAAAUACAUAGCGAUUUUGUUAUCUGGCCAUGCUCUGAGGAUCAUACUGAACAACUUUUACUAUGGGGCGAAACCCGAACACAAAAAAAAUCUGCUGUCUCGUACGUUUCGACGAAUCACGUGUAAUUUUUUUCUAUAGAACAGCAGAUUUUCGCGAUUUCGGGGUUGGCUCUCAAACAAAACAAAAUCAACCUGUAUAGAAAAUUUGUAAAGUGUAAUAAAAGUCUUGCUUAGUAUUUCACAGUUCACGUAGAUGGCGUUGUAACGCUGUACAGCUCCAUACAUUAUGCGGUAAUUCUAUUCAACCAUUACCACAAAACAAUGGCGCCGUACAUCAAGAUCAACUUCAGUUGUCAAACUUGGGGGCACAUUUCCACGUCUUCUACAAUCUACAAUAAGUCUUUAACCCUUUUCCAGGCAUAGUACGAUUUAUUGACCAUAUACAUGUCAAUUUAAUUUCAACCUUAGCAAUCCGAUUUAGGUUUCAAAUUAGAUUGGUCUUUCGGGAAUUUUGACUCUUCAAAUUAAUCACCAAAACUUAACUAUUUGGAAUAUAUUUGGAUUUUUUGGGAAAACCUUCUAGAUUGAAACCUGUAGAUUAGUACGACCUGGAAAAGGGUUAACUCUAGUAAAACAGCAAAUUUAAUGUUACAACUGAGGAGUUCUAUGUGUAUGUGACUAGACACGACUUGGAACGAUAUUUGUCUUGGGUAAAAUGGGUUAGUCCUCGUAUAAUCUAUUGUUUUCUAUCUCGCCUCACCGAAAGUUAACUCUGCGUUGUACCCUUGUGCGAGAUUGGUGGUGCGUUCGCUAUUCGGCCCGCACGAAAAUACCCAGUAAGAUCUCAAACAGAUAUAGCGCUUAUAUAAACCGUCGGCCAUGUCAAGUUACGGGACACGGUCGACUGUAGGAGAAGUACGGACAAAAUGACAGGGUGUUUUGUUUUUGAAUCAUCUCUUUAUAAAAAGUAAUUAUAUUAGGAUUUAGUUAUUAAUACUCAUCAUUGGUUCAUUGACUAACAUUAACACGGCCUUUUAAUUGAAUAGAAACCAUCUAUUCAAAUAUAUAUUCUGAAAAAUACACAGGCAUGACAAAAACCAUUUUGUCUAUACUAUAGUAUGGAUAUGCACACCAAGUAUGGACAUUAGGCAUACUAAAAUUAUAAGAAGUUCCCAUAAAAAAAAUUGGUCUUCGUUUAAACAUUAGCACAUGCAGCACGAGCCCAACCAAUGCAGCAUUCACCAGACUUAGAACGGAAUUAAAAGGCAUUGAAAUUAAUAUAUGGACAUGUGUCGUCAUCAUCUGUAUGAAAUAACCUGUCGUUUUGUCCAAUGUCAUUUUGUCCAAAUGUAAACAAGACUCAUUAAAAAUUAUAUUUAAUUAAAAUAAGUGUGCAUUCUAUUAAAAUUAACACAAAUCACUAGUUAAUAUCAUUGGUCCCCACUUUUAGUAAAAAUAAUCACAAAUUACUAAAGUCUGUUUUUUCAUUCCGUAGACUAAAAUGACGUUUCAUGUGUAUGAGAUGACAUUUCUUAGUACCACAUGAAAUGUCAAUUUAGUCUACGGAAUAAAAAACAGAAUAUACACACAAUUCUCAUGGAAACUGAUGUAUAAAAUAAACUUUUAUGGGCACCAAAAACGUUUACACUCAUUACUUCCAUGUGACUGGGCCUCGGAGGAAUUAGUACUGGAGUUCGCAUCGCUACAUCUUUCCUAACAAAAAAAUCUCCCGUUUUUCGAGGGGGACGAGGUAGCAGACAUAAAGAUACCAACUACAAAUGCAUCUUUUCCCCUCGUUACUACGCACCCAUACUAAAACAAUACUACAACACUAAGUUAAAUCAGCACACUAAUGCAGUAAAAACUAUAUGCGGACACAUUUUCACACUAUCAGUGUAGGCGUAAUCGAAUUAUUUAUUGAAAUAAUUGUUGCUAUAAACUAAAAAAAAGGUGGAUCUAAAAAGGGUACCUAAACUAACUCAGUGGAAAAGCCGAAACAUGAACAUCGAAAGUCGAAAAUUUCGAGCAACUACUCGUAUCUCUACCCUCUCGUAUCUAAAACCCAAAACAGAUUAGGAAAGAAAAUUAAACGAUUAAUAACGAUUAUCGUUCCAAAAACUUGUCAUUUAACUGUACAGCGAAUAAAAUAAUUUAAAUAAGUUAAUGUGACGUCACAAAGUUUGUGACUCCCCCCUCCCCCUUGUUACAACAUGUCACAUUUUCCUGACCCCCUCUCCCCCCCUAAACGUGUGAUGUAAUUAAUGGAUGACCCCUUAUUACACUUAUACAGGAUAGCCUUCGGACGCAUAUUUGGGUGAUGCUCAUAAAACUGCAAAAUAUAUAUUUCAAUUAAAUAGGGAUGAUGACACAUGUUGAAUUUUAUAACAAAAUCUAGUAAAAUAGAUAGCAAAUGAGCAAUUUAUCACAAUAAUGUGGAUAUUAAAAUAAUACAUGGAAAUGAUAAAAAAAUGCAGGAUCUAAAAGUUUCAAAUUUUAUAGUUUUUUUUUAACUUCCAAUUAAGGAAUAAAGUAAAGAUACCAUUCGAUUCGUUGCAUUUUAUCCAAAAAAAGAUUGUACAGAAACUAUAUAAACGCAAUAUUUCACCUACAAAAUCGCAAUUUUACUUAUUUUCCAUUCCUCAACCCACCAAAGGAGCGGCAGCUGACGUUCAUGAGGGUUCAUCAUACAUAGCCGUUAACCGCCAUACGAAUUUUCGUCCGGGAGGCCUGGCUCGCGGUCUAUCUCGUUCACAUAUCGUUUUGUAAGGAGCUAGCUAGGCCAAGCAAUAAGAAGGUAUAGAGGGAAAUGCAAGGAACACAAUUUUUAACUUCGAAGCUUUGUUUGGACUAGUUAGAAGAUGAACAUAUCAAAAGUU